AUGGGAAUGGCCGCGUCCGUCGCCAAGGCGGGAGUCUCAGGCGUGAACAAGACCGUUGGGAGCGACACCGAAAGCGAGGAUCGGGCGAACAACAGGGCUAUCGAGCUGGUGGUAUCGGCGAUACGCAAUGUAAUGCACGUGGCGCGAUCAGCUGAAGGCGUUCGUCGUGACGAAGGACUCAUAAGGAGUAUGGCGACCCGUUCCUUGACCGACAAGUCUACCCCCAUUCUCCAUGGCGAUUUUCAGACACCCGCUGAACACGGAGAAGUCAUAGACGUGUGGUCACUUAAACGUUAUCUGGAGCACGGAAAUCGUCAAGGAUUGGACUACAGCGACCAUGACAGUAUAAUUAGAGCCGUUUUGUCCGUCAGCAAUCCAGCGGAUGUAGCAAAGGCGCUAAUGUCGCUUCGUACGAUAGAGGGCAUGGAAGACGUGGCCGACAAGCUGCACAGACAGCUGGUAAUAGUCUAUAAGAAAAAACCGGGAGUGGUGCCGUACGCGUGGAUGGAGUCGGGAUUGGAUCCCGAAGAGCUUGUCAAGGCCCUCGGCUUGCACAGAAGAACACCAGACGCCGACGUGAGACGAACUAUGCGAUCAGCGUUCGAAGCAUACAUGAAGCUUUUUAGAAUAGAGCACAAGAAAGCAUUCAGUGGCAAAGACGUGUCAAACCUCAUGCCUACAAAAGGAGGAGCAGAAAAGCUCUUUCUUCGGGAGGAUGCUUCUACUCGAGAAGGUGCGAUGAUUUCUGAUCCUGUAAAGACCGUCGGAAUGUUUGAAAGACAUGCCGCCGAAGACAAAAUCCUCCUUCGUUGGAAGAGGCACAUGCACAAUUUGAAGCUCCUCGAAACUGCUCACCCACAUGGUGUUAUCAUCGCCAGAACCAAGGAUUUUGUGAAGUUUGCCAAAGGCAAAAAAACCAUGGACGCGUUGACGUGUGUAGGUUUGCUGGAUCGUUUUGUUGACCAGCAAGGGCUCAAGACAUUACAGUCCCCUGAUGACUUUCUAAGCGCAUUGCUACUCUACAGAAGGCCAGAAGAUGUGGUGCAAGUGCCGGUAUCGCUUUACAAGAUCGAGGGCCGCCAAGUCAUGGCUGCGGACUUGCACAGUCGACUUGUAAACCUCAUUCCGGAUUCAAAACGUGUUUCUCGUGCGUGGAUGGUGCUGGGGUUGCAUCCCAAGAAGUUGUUCGAGUACCUCAGUUUGGACAAGAUGGACUUCGAAAAGUUAUCGGACCUAUAUACUUUGUUAGUGUGGUUCAGAUACAUCGACCACUACAGACGAAGACACCCGCGUGCAUUCAGCGGUGAAGACGCGGCAAGACUUUUGAAUCCACGGGGAGGAACGGUGGCCGCUCAUUUCAGACGUCUGUUCAAAUCUCCUCAUUUCGAGCAGAUCGCCCGAGCGCUAGAUGCAGCUUACGGUCGAAUCAUGACGGAGACAGGUCGUAGAUGA
Molecule: messenger RNA, 1452 nt
Organism: Hyaloperonospora brassicae
Lineage: Eukaryota; Oomycota; Peronosporomycetes; Peronosporales; Peronosporaceae
Source: the annotation of a GenBank genome assembly